Messenger RNA from Penicillium antarcticum, 2322 nucleotides. Its product is annotated as 1-phosphatidylinositol 4-kinase LSB6. The coding region runs from base 1 to 2322 and encodes 773 amino acids. Lineage: Eukaryota; Fungi; Ascomycota; Eurotiomycetes; Eurotiales; Aspergillaceae. Gene Ontology annotation, molecular function: 1-phosphatidylinositol 4-kinase activity. Gene Ontology annotation, cellular component: trans-Golgi network; lysosomal membrane; endosome. Gene Ontology annotation, biological process: endosome organization; phosphatidylinositol phosphate biosynthetic process; Golgi organization. The record is from RefSeq and is a predicted model, not a curated record. The transcript is spliced from 2 exons.
AUGCCGAAAAACCGCCCUGCAACGUCGGGAUACGCCCGACUCGCCCAGGAGGAAGAGGAACGGGGCUAUCUUCAUGAUGAUUCAGAAGACGAACAGGGUGCUAUCUCGGUAGCAUCCACCUCCGCGCCUCGAUAUGCCCCCAUCUCCUCUCGAGCCCAGAUGCAGGCAUCCGGUCUCCAUUCGCCCAACGGUCAUCGACGCCGACAUAGCGGAUAUCAAUACCCCCGGGGCCGUCGAAACUCCGGUGUGGAUAUCAAGGCGAUCAAUGCGCGUCUCGAAAAGUGGGCGGACGAGAUUGCCUCCAAGUUCAAGAUCAACAGAGUCAAGGGCAAGAGCUACGAGGAGGAGAAGCUAGAGAUCUAUCAUUCGGUCUUCCAGGCACCCCCAGGCAUCCGCCCUGUGACUGCUGAAACCCUCGAAUCAGAUGAAUUUGAAGGCGAGCAAAGGCGAGCCCGAGCCGAGUACGAGGAGAUCAUUGAAAGUGUCCGCCUGGCAAUUGAACUCGACGUACACCCGCGGAUGAUCUCACAAGGAAGCUCGGGCAGUUACUUUGCUCGAAACCCUGAGGGCAAGGUAGUGGGUGUUUUUAAACCCAAGGACGAAGAACCCUACGCCUCACGAAACCCUAAGUGGACCAAAUGGAUUCACCGCAAUCUGUUCCCCUGCUUCUUCGGCCGUGCGUGUCUCAUUCCCAACCUUUCCUACGUAUCGGAAGCCGCCGCCUACGUCCUCGACGCUCGCCUACGCACGAAUCUCGUUCCUUAUACUGGUAUUGUGCGGCUAUCGUCGAAAUCCUUCUUCUAUGAUUUCUGGGAUCGAAGAAAGGCAUGGAAGGGCAAGAAAUCGUUGCCUCCCAAGGCAGGCAGUUUCCAAGUUUUCUUAAAAGGAUUCAAGGAUGCCAACAUCUUCCUAAGAGAACACCCCUGGCCCGACCAGACCAACACCGGAUUCCGCGCCGAGGAUGCCCCGAAGCGAAAGAAGCGGCCAUGGAACGAGGCCUGCCGUCCUUCUGGGACACAGUCAGACGACGAGGAUGACGAAGAUCCUGGAUACGUACCCUCACCACCCCCAUCGCGUGACCCCAGUGCCGAGCGCCAAUUUUACUGGACGGAGAACCUCAAACAAUCAUUCCGCGAAGAACUGGAGAAGCUUGUGAUUUUGGAUUACAUCAUGCGAAACACCGACCGAGGCCUUGAUAACUGGAUGGUCAAGAUUGACUGGGGGACAGAGUCGGUUUCUAUUGUGGCAGACCCUCCCAAGAACAAUGAGUCACAACCUAGGCAUGAUGAGGACGAACUCUUGCCUCCGCCUCGACCAGUAUCUGUGAACUCGAACGGCGCAAGAAGCCCUAGCGCCCCCUAUAAGCGACAUGAAACCAUGAUGGCAAUCAGUCGCACAGGAACCCCACUAGCUUCGUCUGAGCAGUCGGCUUCUGUUCAGCUUGGCGCCAUUGACAACAGUUUGUCUUGGCCAUGGAAACAUCCCGACGCAUGGCGCAGUUUCCCCUUCGGUUGGCUCUUCCUGCCAGUAUCCUUGAUUGGCCAGCCCUUCUCGCAAAGAACCCGCGACCACUUCCUCCCCCUCCUUACAUCGACAGAUUGGUGGAGCGGAACACAAAUGGCUUUGCGCGGCAUCUUUGCGCAAGAUGACGAUUUCAAGGAGAGCAUGUUUGCUCGCCAAAUCGCCGUUAUGAAAGGUCAGGCCUGGAACGUCGUGGAGACACUGAAGCACCCAGAUCACGGCCCGCUUGAACUUACUCGGCGGACUCGUGUCUGUGUCUGGGAUGAUCUAGUUGAUGUCCCCGUUGCCAUCCCUAUGCGCGCGCCUUCGACCGACAGGCAAAGGAACCGAUCUAUGAAUUACGACCCUUAUGAAGAAGAGAUGGACAUCGGCGCGUCCGCCUCUUCCCAACCAACCCCAGAACGCGAGCAUGACUUGUUAGGAUUGAAUACAUUGCCCAGCGACCUCCCUAACCCGAACCGAUUUGAGCUCUCUCGUGGUCGUGCCGAUGGCGAUGCUGGCGGCUCGAUUGGUAGCCCUGCUACUGUUAACGAGCAAGACUUCGCUCGGACUGCCGAUGGUACAUCUGGCGGCUCUCUCGACGGGUGGCCUUCCCUUCCUCCACGUCCUUCUCAGAAGCACCGAAAGCAAGGCGGGUCCCUGUCCUAUCGCGUUCCCCACGUCAACACAUUCGGCAGCGAUGACCUAGAAGGAGACCUCGGCUAUGCAGUUGCCGAAGGCAUGGAAGGCAAUCAACGCAAGGUGAUUGUUGAGCGCCUCGAAGCCGUCAAAAGCAAAAACCCCGUCUUCACCUGGUGCUAA